Messenger RNA from Halteromyces radiatus, 1815 nucleotides. RefSeq lists its product as uncharacterized. The coding region runs from base 20 to 1714 and encodes 564 amino acids. NCBI's taxonomy places the organism in Eukaryota, Fungi, Mucoromycota, Mucoromycetes, Mucorales, Cunninghamellaceae. The transcript has 9 exons. The record is from RefSeq and is a predicted model, not a curated record.
AAUUUUAACUCCAAUACAAAUGGGUUUCAACUUUGAUAAAAGCAUCAUCGAGCAACUUCCACAUAUCGAACUUAUCAAAGUAGACAAUUAUUUUUUAACAAUACCACCGCGUCAAUGGGCCUUUUCGACAUUUACUGCGUCACACAAUGCAACGAACCUCAACUUUACCAAACAACUUUACCACGAUUCUUUAUCUAGCCUGGCAAGGAACAAGGAACUUCCUAACUCUCUCAGAAGUUUUGCUGCAAACAAGCAAGCUACGUUAGAUACAAAAUCCUCCAAGGCAACAGCUACUACUACACUACAGAUUGACAACAGCAUACAUCAAGUGAAUAACAUCCAUGGUAACAAGAACACGGUGAAUAACAGGUUUCCUUCUACUUCCAGCAUUUCUGAAGGGUCAACGCCGCCAUCAUCAUCACAGCAACCACAACAACAACAGCAGCAGCAUCGGGAAAACCUUUCACCACAAUCACGCGAAACUCUCAAAAGAAAACCAAGUGAUCUUGCUGAUGAUAUAGGUACGCCUAGUCAUAUUGAUGACAGUGACAAUUAUUCUCCAGGACUUUUUAAUUCGGAUCUCACUUACUAUCCAUCUAGCGACCUCGAACAUUCAACCGAAGAAGAAAAACAAGAGAAACGACAUAUAUGGCAUUUGGACUAUGUGGAACUGGAUCCAUUCAUUAAACUCGAUCUUCGUGCAACAGCAUCAUCCAUGUCUUCUGUUUCAUCAAAAUCCAAGGAAUUCCAACGAGUUUGUGAUCUUGCAAAUGCAGGCGAACUGUCUCCAAAGGAUUUGAAUGGUUGUCUCGUGUACUCUUCUUUGUUUCCGUCAACAGUAGUGGACUUUGCCCGUUUCCCUCCUAGUGCUGUGUUACCUUCUAUCAUUCAAAAUGAUAUUUCCAGAUUGAAAGACGCCAUUGAAACAAGAUCGUUAUUUAUACCAUCAUCAUCGAUAGAAGGAACAGUACCAGAUCUGGAUUGUUUGAAGCUCAGUCAUAUUCUAAUGAACAUCUACUUCUUUUACCAUUAUCUACCUUUACGACCACCUACAUUGAAACAAGCCAAAUCUGAAGCAUCUUUGGUAUCCGAAAUGACUUUUAUAGCUACCUCUCUAACUGGAUUACUGACACCGUUGUUUAGCGACAGGAUAUUUAUCAAGUGGGACUCAACAUCCUUAAUUUACAAGAAUGACAAUAUGAAAGAUCAAGUAAAAACGAGAUCAGAUUUACUCUUUUGUGCUCGAUUGGAUUCUAAUACAAGAAUUGAAAUUGGGAACGGUGAAGUCAAGGCACCUGGUAGAUGUAUAGGGCAAAUGGAUUGUGAUAGGGUGAAAGUGAUGUUACUGGCAAAACGACAACUACAUGUGAACCUAUUGAGGAGUAAAAAUGAUCAAGGAUUGGUAUCAUUUGGAAUGGUUGUGGCUGGAGACACGAUCCAGCUCUAUAUCAUAUAUUUCGAUCAAGAAGAACCAUUUUAUACCUAUUAUCUUUACGCCAUCAUCAAAAUACCUUUUGUCGACGAUCAUUACUUGUUGUUGGACAAUACCCUGAAGAAACUCCUGGGUUGGAAGGAUCUAAUGAACAAGGCUUUGGACAACAUUUCUUGCAACCAAGCUCAUCCUAUGUUGGAAAAAUACAAGAACAGACUCUCCCCUACAAUAUCACGUUCUGAAACGCUAUCUUCUACUCAGUUUGACCUUCUUGAUACAUAGAUAUAUUCAAGCGGCAUUGAUCAUCAUCAUUAUUAUUACUGCUACUAUUCCCUUUAUCCCUGUAUUCUUUUCAUCAAUAAAAUAUUGUUUAUUCUCAUUCA